This is a messenger RNA of Eleginops maclovinus (Patagonian blennie), 2625 nucleotides long. Its product is annotated as golgin subfamily A member 7-like. Gene Ontology annotation, cellular component: palmitoyltransferase complex; Golgi stack. The coding region runs from base 94 to 525 and encodes 143 amino acids. Gene Ontology annotation, biological process: protein targeting to membrane; Golgi to plasma membrane protein transport; peptidyl-L-cysteine S-palmitoylation. The transcript has 6 exons. Lineage: Eukaryota; Metazoa; Chordata; Actinopteri; Perciformes; Eleginopidae. The record is from RefSeq and is a predicted model, not a curated record.
GUUGUCAAACAACGGUUCCCCUCCGGAGGUUAUUUCGUUGCACAUGCUAAAAGAGGCUAGCGGAAAACAAACACAACAGAAAUCUUGUUCAUCAUGGCAGAGACACACAGCCUGCAGGACAUGAGGCAGCAGGCGGCCGUCGCUGCCAAAGUCUUCCUCCAGAGAGAUUACACCAACGGCACCGUGUGCCAGUUCCAGACCAAGUUCCCCUCUGAGCUGGAGACCCGGAUUGAGAAACAGCAGUUUGAGGAGACGCUGCGGAUGCUGAAUAACCUGUACGCUGAAGCGGAGAAGUUGGGAAGCCAGUCAUAUAUCGAAGGCUGUCUGGCCUGCCUCACUGCGUACACCGUCUUCCUGUGUAUGGAGACUCACUACGAGAAGGUUUUGAAGAAGGUUGCAAAGUACAUUCAGGAGCAGAACGACAAGAUCUACGCACCGCGAGGCCUCCUGCUCACCGACCCCAUCGAGAGAGGCCUGCGAGUCAUUGAGGUGACCAUCUUUGAAGACAGAAGCCUGACCAGAUAGAAGCUGCCUUGCUGAUUGGCCGAACAGUUCUUCAAGAUCCACAUCAGGGCCCCCCCAAUGAGGAGACCUGCACCCUAAAAACUGCGUCCCUACAAUCUACCCCUCCCCAUUUAACGUGCAUGACCCAUCAGAGAAUCCUGUAUGACCAAGAUCUGUUCAUUUGAUCCUUCAAGGCUUAAAGUCUGUUUGUAAUUGAAUGAGAAAACUAGCACAAUUUAUCGAUUAACAAUCCUUUAUUUUGGAUUUGUAUAUUUAUUUUAGGGACUCUCCUAUUUGAAUAAUGAAGCCAAGACACAGGGUAAUUUAUUUGUAAUGAAGGAACUCAUCCAAACCAGUGCAGCAGUUUAUUAUCCUGUGAAAGCGUUUAAUCAGGAAGACGCAGAAGAGCUUUGUUUGCUUUGUUCUGAUUCCCUGAAAAGGUGCCUGGUUCUUCAUCUUCCUGCAUGUUUACUUUAUAACGUUUGACCUUACACUUAAAGCUGACAACCCUUAAGUUCGUCAGCAUCAACACAUUCCAGUCAGACGUCCAAAUAAUGUUCCGCUUUUAAAUUCAAGAAAAGAAAAGCCAAAACCUGCUCUGUGUUCACUGUGCUUCAUUCUUAAAGCUUCUUUGUUGCUUUUGUAAACUGUGCUAUGCAUAGUGUCUGGUGACUACUGUCUAUUGUGUUCUUUAUCGUUGUGAGACUGCCUUUGACCGAAGUAUUAAAAGUGCUCUUGUUAGUUGACCGUGCCUGUAGUGCUGUUGAAGUGUGCGGGGCUGGUCACACCGGGGGUCAAAGUGUUGGGUUUAUUUUGAAUCAUUCCAAUAAAAUAGCUGCUGAUAGGGUAUUUGCUCAAGGGGGGAGAGAUGAAUCAACUCAGAUGUUGCACAUUAAGUUCAACUUUGGUGAAUUUGACUUUGAAAUUAGUUCUUUUAACCAAAGGUAGCCCAUCUUUACAACGCUUUGAAGAGAUCAGGAGUUGGAGAGUAGCUGUCGUAGCUUCCAGAGCUAAUUAUCCGUGUUGUAUCUCAAGCGUUCCUCUAAACUGCUGUGACAGAUUAUAAACUGUUUAAGGAAAGGAGAAUGGUUAGUGAGGAUGCAGGAGCAUGGAUAAAAACUAGAGAAGGUGCUGCCGCCAAGCCUUGCCUCCAAUGCUACCAAGUGGCCACUAGCGGUACUGCAGCUACAACCCACUAAAGAUCAUUUCCCCAGUUUUCUGUUUCCCACAUUUUAAACCAGGCGUCUUUAAAACUGUUGACCAACCUUGAACAACAAACAAGUCUUGAGUUUUGACUUUCAUAUGAUUUGUUCAUGGAUGAAGUUUUAAAAUUCUUUGAACUUUAAAAGAUCGUUUAUGUAAUAACAGUCACAGCUCUUUGUCGAUCAGGUUUAUUCAGUCAUGUUUAAUGAGCAUGAAACGUUCAUGAUGUGCGGAAAGCGAUUAAAAGAAGUCUAAGCACGUAUGCACUAGGCGAGCAUUCCCAUUGGACUAGGCCAGUCUUUUCCUCUGGUAUCCAGCUCCAAUAGUUUGUUUUAAUGGACAGCAGUCAAUCCUACAAGUAUGUCCUUUGACAAGUUAGCUACUAAGCUACACCAACAACUGAGCGUUAGCAAGCGUGCUAUUCCCGGGAGCUUUAUCUCCCCUCUUUAAUAACUCUGUUGGUCUACACGGAAGAUUUAAAACACAAGUGGCAGUAAACAGAACUUUAGAGGUCAAAUCUGGGAGAGCACUAGAGUUAGAUUCUACAACUAAUUAUUUUUGCAGAAAAGCACAAAUUAAAUUCCCCGCACAACGUCCUGGUGUGACCAGUCCUUACCUGAGGAACAGGUGAGAGGGAUGUCGGCGUCCAGGAGCUGGACUAAUGAUGUCCUGUUAAUAACAUGUUGGAGAAGCUGCUGUAUGUAAUGUCAGAGUAUGAAAUGCCACAGCACAACAGAUCCACCUUUAUCGUGGUUUCUAAAAAUGUAAAUAAAAUCUCCUCUUUGAUUGUUGGAUUAUUUAUCUGGAGUUCUGUUCACUGAACUUUUCUACGUUUCUCUUUUCAGUUGGAAUUCAUUGUUUUGUUGAUCUCAAACGUGUAUGCUGACAAAUAAAAAGUGUACAGAUUUUAACACGGCA